AUGGCUACCCUCAUAAAAUGGGCUACCAAGGCGUUUCGCAGGCCCCCCUCCCCGCCUAUGUGUUUUCCCACCGGCGGCUUCGAAAUCGUCCGUGCCUCGGAGGUGCUGGAUGAGGAACGGUUUGAGCAUUUCAAGCAAGGGCAAUACUAUCCUGCUAAUAUUGGCGACGUACUUAAUUUGAAAUACCAAAUUGUUGGUAAACUUGGUUUUGGGACUACUUCUACUGUCUGGCUCGCUCGUGAUCUUGAAGGUCAUCAAUAUGUGACACUCAAAAUCUACACUCGUGAUGAAUGUAAUCGGGAAGAGUUCCAGAUUUAUAAGCAACUAAAUCAAGGGAGUUCAUGGCACCCUGGCUAUCCUCAUAUAAGGAAAGCACUGGAUAUUUUCACAAUCCCCCGUGCUGGCGGUGACCAUCCGUGUCUUGUUCAAAGACCGAUGUGGGAAAGCUUCAAGGACCUACUGUGUCGUAAUCCAAGCCACCGAUUCACUGAAGAUCUCCUCAAAUCCGGUCUCAUGCAGAUCUUCCUGGCACUUGACUAUCUGCACACUGAAUGCAAGCUCGUCCACACCGACAUCAAAAGCGAUAAUAUUCUCCAGGACAUAGAAGACAAGUCAAUCCUGGAAAGCUUUACCCAAGCUGAGCUGACGAACCCUUCUCCCCGUAAGAUCGUCAAUGGUUUGCCAGUAUAUGCUUCACGACGGUUCGAUUUGCCGAAGAUAUUUGGCCGAGCAGUUUUAAGUGAUUUCGGAUCUGCUGUGCAAGGAGACGAGAGGAGGAAUCACGAUGCACAGCCCAAUAUUUAUCGAUCACCAGAAGUCAUGCUAAAGACAGAUUGGAGCUAUCCCGUCGAUAUAUGGAAUGUUGGUGUUAUGGUGUGGGAUUUGUUUGAGGGAAGACAUCUUUUCCAUGGAAAUGACGCUGAUGGCAAAGGAUAUUCGACUCGGGCGCAUCUUGCAGAAGUCAUGGGCCUUCUAGGUCCACCUCCGUUAGAUAUGCUCCAACGCGGAAAACGAAGUCAUGAAUUCUUCACCGAGGAUGGGCAAUGGAAGCAAGACAUUGAGAUCCCGAGAGAAGCUAGUUUAGAACUGUCGGAAGAGUUCCUCGAGGGAAAGAAUAAGGAGAUGUUUAUAGCUUUCAUGAGAGGGAUGCUUCAGUGGCGGCCUGAAGAUAGGAAAACAGCGAAGGAUCUUCUCCAGGAUCCGUGGCUGAAUGAUUAG
Molecule: messenger RNA, 1218 nt
Organism: Aspergillus nomiae NRRL 13137
Lineage: Eukaryota; Fungi; Ascomycota; Eurotiomycetes; Eurotiales; Aspergillaceae
Product: protein kinase domain protein
Exons: 5
Coding region: 1-1218 (405 amino acids)
Biological process (GO): regulation of mRNA processing; spliceosomal complex assembly; protein phosphorylation
Molecular function (GO): ATP binding; protein kinase activity
Source: RefSeq, a predicted model, not a curated record